Messenger RNA from Thelazia callipaeda (thelaziosis nematode), 1059 nucleotides. Lineage: Eukaryota; Metazoa; Nematoda; Chromadorea; Rhabditida; Thelaziidae. The record is from the annotation of a GenBank genome assembly.
UUGAGAUAUUUUUGCAGAUUUGUUAUUAAUGAGCUUCGUAGCAAGAAAAUAUCUCUAGAAGCUGAAAAUUUGGUCGGUGAUGAACUUAUUGACUAUGUCAAUUCUAAUCAAAAAUUAUGGAAAGCAGCGAAGAACAAAUUCAAUUUUUAUGAUGAACACGUGAAGUAUGGUUUAUUAGGUGUAAACCAUGUGAAAUUAUCAGUGGAAGAUAAAAAGAACCUGUCACCGACUCGGUACCUUAAUAUGUACAUUCCGGAAACGUUUGAUGCUCGUCAAGAAUGGCCAGAAUGUCAGUCAAUUCAGAAUAUUCGUGAUCAGUCUUCAUGUGGCUCAUGCUGGGCUUUCGGUGCUGUUGAAGCGAUGUCUGAUCGUAUAUGCAUUGCAUCGAAAGGAAAACUACAAGUAACACUUUCUGCAGAUGAUCUUCUAAGUUGUUGUAGAAGUUGUGGUUUUGGAUGUUACGGUGGUCAGCCAAUGGAAGCUUGGAGAUACUGGGUAUCUCAUGGUAUCGUAACUGGAAGUAAUUAUACACUUCAUGGAGGCUGUCGACCAUAUCCAUUCCCACCAUGUGAACAUCACAGUAAUAAAACCCAUUAUGAACCAUGUAAGCAUGACCUUUAUCCAACACCAAAAUGUAACCGCAAAUGUGACAAAAGCUAUGGAAAAUCAUAUAGUGCUGACAAAUAUUUUGGAAAACGAGCUUAUGCCGUUGAAAGUGACGUAGAAUCAAUUCAGAAAGAAAUUAUGACGAUGGGUCCGGUUGAAGCCGCUUUUGAAGUCCAUUCUGAUUUCUUAAGUUACGAGAGCGGAAUUUACAAGCAUACAGCAGGAAGUUUGGCUGGCGGUCAUGCCGUAAAAAUACUUGGCUGGGGUAUUGAACAAGGAGUUCCUUACUGGUUGGUUGCUAAUUCAUGGAACACUGAUUGGGGGGAAAAUGGUUAUUUCCGUAUUCUUCGUGGCAUAGAUGAAUGCGGUAUUGAAUCAGGCAUCGUUGCUGGAAUACCUAAACGUCAAGUGAAGACAAAGUUUUUUGCUAUAAACGACUUUGUGGUGGAUUAA